CCGUCAAUCUCUCUGCUCGCCUCGCCUCUCGCGUCGUCUGCCUGCCUGCUUCCUCCCGCACCGCACCGGGACGCCGCUUCCCACCCCCUCCCUUUCUCUCUCCUCCAGCCGCGUCCAAACCCUAACCCUAAACCCCUCCACCCCAACAACCUCCGCCCAAUCUUCCCCGCCCCACUGACCACCUGGCUGCCCCCUCCCGAUUCGCCACGCUGGCCGGAUUCGAUCGAUGUAGGUGACCAAGCUCCCCGACCUCAUCAUGGCUGCGGGCUGAGGGGGCAGGAGACACAGCAACCGUCCAUGGCAUUGGGAGAUCUCAUGGCGUCCAGGCUCGUCCACUCCUCGUCCUCGCCGUCGCCAUCGACGGCCGCGCCCACGGCACCGCUGCCGAAUCACCACCACAACCACGUCACGGAUGACCUCCCCGUUGCCAACGGGCCGGAGCCCAGGAAUGGGCUGGAACCCGCCGAGGUGGAGAAGCCGGCGCCCGUGGCGUACCUGCCCCAGGUGGUGGUGCUGUGCGAGCAGCGCCACGAGGGGAUCGACGAGGCUGCGGCCGCCGCCGCCGGGCCCUCCACCAGCGGCCUUGUCUCCAAGUGGCGCCCAAAGGACCGGAUGAAGACUGGAUGUGUUGCACUUGUAUUAUGUUUAAACAUUAGUGUUGAUCCACCAGAUGUAAUUAAAAUCUCCCCUUGCGCAAGAAUGGAGUGCUGGAUAGAUCCAUUUUCUAUGGCACCUCCUAAAGCCCUUGAAAAUAUUGGAAAAACGUUGCACUCACAGUAUGAGCGCUGGCAACCUAAGGCUCGUUACAAGCUUCAGCUAGAUCCAACUGUGGAGGAAGUUAAGAAGCUUUGUAAUACUUGCCGCAAAUAUGCCAGAUCAGAGAGAGUCCUUUUCCAUUACAAUGGCCAUGGUGUACCAAAGCCUACAACUAAUGGUGAGAUUUGGGUGUUUAACAAGAGUUACACGCAGUAUAUUCCACUUCCGAUUACUGAUCUUGAUUCUUGGCUAAAAACACCUUCCAUUUAUGUUUUUGACUGCUCAGCAGCUGGAAUUAUUGUGAAAGCUUUUCUAGAGCGCCUAGACUGGAGUUCUAGCUCCUCUUCAUCUUCGCAGAAGGAUUGCAUUCUUCUUGCUGCCUGCGAAGCACAUCAAACUCUUCCCCAGAGUGCAGAAUUUCCUGCUGAUGUGUUUACGGCUUGCCUCACAACACCCAUCAAGAUGGCACUGCACUGGUUUUGUAAGAGAUCAUUACUCCGUGGUUCUAUGGAUCAUUCUCUUAUUGACCAAAUUCCUGGAAGGCAAAAUGACCGUAAAACUCUUCUUGGAGAGCUGAAUUGGAUUUUCACUGCCAUUACAGACACUAUUGCAUGGAAUGUUCUUCCUCAUGAUCUGUUCCAAAGGCUUUUCAGGCAAGAUCUUCUGGUUGCUAGUCUCUUCCGUAACUUCUUGCUUGCUGAGAGAAUCAUGCGAUCCGCAAAUUGUUCUCCAAUUUCUUACCCGUUGUUACCACCGACACAUCAACACCAUAUGUGGGACGCAUGGGACAUGGCUGCUGAGAUUUGCCUUUCCAAGCUUCCUCAGUUAAUUGCUGAUCCAAAUGCAGAGUUUCAGCCGAGCCCUUUUUUCACGGAACAACUGACGGCUUUUGAAGUGUGGCUUGAUCAUGGUUCUGAGGACAAGAAGCCCCCUGAACAGUUGCCUAUAGUUCUACAGGCCGUACAGGGCCAUUUGCACAACCGGAGCCUGGCUAACAGGCCUAUUCAGGCUACCAAACAUCCAAGCCUGCACUAUGCAAGCCUGGAUAGGUCCUUAUGCAGCCUACCAAUCACAACCUUAGAAGUCCUGCUUAGUCAAUCACAUAGAUUUAGAGCACUUGUUCUGCUUGGAAGAUUUCUUGACAUGGGACCAUGGGCAGUUGAUUUGGCCCUGUCUGUUGGAAUCUUCCCUUAUGUGCUCAAACUGCUUCAAACAAGUGCAAUGGAGUUGCGUCAAAUUCUUGUGUUCAUAUGGACGAAAAUUCUAUCUCUUGAUAAGUCGUGCCAGGUUGACUUGGUUAAAGAUGGAGGACAUGCAUAUUUUAUCAGAUUUCUUGACAGUUUGGAUGCUUACCCAGAGCAGCGUGCAAUGGCCGCUUUCGUUUUAGCAGUUAUUGUGGAUGGGCAUAGGAAGGGUCAAGAGGCCUGUAUUCAUGCAUGUCUUAUAGAUGUUUGUCUGAGACAUCUGCAACCUGAAAAUCCUCAUGAUGCACAGACAGAGCCUUUGCUUUUGCAGUGGCUUUGUUUAUGCCUUGGCAAACUCUGGGAAGAUUUUCCUGAGGCUCAGUUACUUGGUCUGCAAUCAAAUGCACCAGAAAUUUUAAUUUAUUUGUUAUCGGAGCCACAACCUGAGGUCAGAGCUUCUGCUGUUUUUGCACUUGGGAAUCUCCUGGAUAUGGGAUCAACAUCAUCAAAUGGUGUUGAUGAUGAUUCUGAUGACGAUGAAAAAGUAAAAGCUGAAAUAAAUGUCAUUCAAAGCCUUCUGCAGGUCUCUUCAGAUGGUAGCCCCCUUGUUAGAUGUGAGGUUGCUAUAGCGCUUACUCGUUUUGCAUCUGGUCACAAUAAGCAUCUCAAAUCUGUUGCUGCUGAGUAUUGGAAACCUCAAACCAAUUCAUUGCUGAAGUCACUACCAUCACUGGCCAAUAUAAGUAGUCCAAACAAUAUCUACAGUCCCAACAACAUCCGACAAGGCAGCAGUGGCCUUGCUUCUCAUAUUGGUCCUGUGCUAAGGGUUGGCAGUGAUAGCAGUGCCACUGGUCGUGAUGGAAGGGUUUCUACGAGCAGCCCGAUUGCAACAAGUAGCAUCAUGCAUGGCUCUCCCCAGUCAGAUGAUUCUUCCCAACACUCUGAUUCAGGCAUAUUACUGAGGGAGAAUGCAAGUAAUGGUGGCCUCAGCUACACUAGAUCGAGGCCUGUUGACAGUGUCAUUUAUUCUCAAUAUAUAUCAACUAUGUGUUCUGUUGCUAAAGAUCCUUACCCAAGAAUUGCAACUAUUGGUCGGAGAGCACUGUCCCUUAUAGGUGUCGAGCAAGUGGUCAUGAAAAAUAGUAGAUUUAACAGUGGAGGUGCACAUCAAGGAGAGACAUCUGUACCUCCAUCAAACUUUGGAAUGGCACGCUCUUCUUCCUGGUUUGAUAUGAAUUCUGGGAACUUCUCAAUUGCAUUUAGGACGCCUCCUGUUAGCCCCCCUCAACAUGAUUAUCUUACAGGAUUACGCCGAGUCUGUUCUAUGGAGUUCAAAUCACAUCCUAUGAAUUCUCCUGAGGGCUUAGCUGAUCCCCUUUUAAGCUCUGCUGCGACUCCCAGUAAUGCUGAACUAAGCAUACUUCCCCAAUCAACAAUUUACAACUGGAGUUGUGGACACUUCGCUAGGCCACUUUUAACUGGUUCUGAUGAUAAUGAAGAAGCCCAUGCUAGAAGAGAAGAGAGAGAACAAAUUGCACUAGAUUGCAUUGCUAAGUGCCAGCGAUCAUCAGCUUGCAAGAUGACAAGCCAAAUUGCUAGUUGGGAUACAAGGUUUGAUUCAGGUACAAAAGCAGCAUUAUUGUUGCCAUUUUCUCCAAUCGUCAUUGCAGCUGAUGAAAAUGAACAAAUAAGAGUGUGGAACUACGAUGAUGCACUACCAGUGAACUCUUUUCAAAACCAUAAAUUGUCCGACAGAGGGCUAUCGAAACUCUUGCUUAUCAAUGAGCUUGAUGAGAGCUUGCUUUUAGCUGCCUCAAGUGAUGGAAAUGUACGUAUAUGGAAAAAUUUUACUCAAAAGGGAGGACAAAAACUUGUAACUGCUUUCUCAUCGGUUCAGGGUCAUCGAGCUGCUGGUCGCAGUAUUGUGAUCGAUUGGCAGCAGCAAUCUGGUUGCCUGUAUGCAUCUGGUGACAUGUCUUCCAUCUUGGUAUGGGAUCUUGACAAGGAACAACUUCUCAGCACCAUUCAGUCAUCUGCUGACAGUGCAAUUUCUGCCCUGUCUGCGUCUCAGGUCCGCUCUGGACACUUUGCUGCUGGUUUUGCUGAUGGUUCUGUCAGGAUAUUUGAUGUUCGCUCUCCUGAUAGGCUGAUCUAUUUGGCAAGGCCACAUGCCCCAAGAACGGAAAAGGUUGUGGGCAUAGGGUUUCAACCUGGGUUUGAUCCAUACAAGAUUGUAAGUGCAUCUCAAGCUGGAGACAUUCAGUUUCUCGAUGUUAGAAGGGCAGCAGAACCCUACCUGACUAUUGAGGCACACAGGGGUUCACUUACCGCUUUAGCUGUUCAUCGGCAUGCCCCAGUUGUUGCAAGUGGCUCAGCCAAGCAGAUGAUUAAAGUGUUCAGUCUUGAAGGAGAGCAGUUGACUAUAAUUCGCUACCAGCCAUCAUUUAUGGGCCAAAGAAUAGGCAGUGUAAACUGCCUUUCUUUCCACCCGUACAAAUCACUCUUGGCCGCUGGUGCUGGUGAUAAUGCUCUUGUCUCUAUCUAUGCCGAGGAAAAUUACAAGUAAGAUGAGGUCGACAUCCCUUGACAUGCAUCAACAAUGCAACCAGUAGGCCUUAUCUCUUUGGCCAAGUGAUGGGUCCACACCAAGGUCCAGCUACAAGAUCCAAGAUGAUGUGAAGCCCGGUCACCGACAACAUGGUGGUAUAUGACCGGAGCUCUCGGUUCAUAUUGCCUGUUGGGCGACGUGUGCAGUUUGUAAGAUACAGCGAAGCCAAGAUUCAUUAGCCUCCUUGCAGAAGGUUUGUGAACCCCUACCCUGGUCCUGUCAAUGAACUUGGAGGCUCACCCCAAAUAAAUUAAUCAUACCUAGGUUAACCGAAAUGUAAAUAGUCACCUCAUUCGGGUUGUCCGUUCCUUUGCUUUUACCAACUGUAAAAAGGUUUGGAGAUGGUUGAUACCAUAAAUCAGGUGUGGUAGGGGCUGCUGCUGCCUGGGUUAAGUGGGGUUGUGCUGUGCAUAUGGGCCCAAGGUGGAAAUAGAAUGCAUGCACGUCUCCUGUAUUCACAGAUGGAUGUUGUUGAAUAGAUAGAUGCAUUUGUCCAGCUAAUAUAGCACUAGAUGGGGUUGGUAUGGCCUGAAUGAAUGUCCUCGAGUCACUUGCAUUGUAAGCGCUGGACAGAUUGCCCAUUUGUAAAUUACGAAUCGUGUUUGUACAGUUGUCAGCUAUCUGGUCUUGAGCCAGUGUAAUGUGUGCGAAGAUGUGUUUUCCUGAGGCCCUUGUGGUGUAUAUAAUACAUGGGGCUAGUGCUUAUC
Messenger RNA from Panicum hallii, 5255 nucleotides. Its product is annotated as regulatory-associated protein of TOR 2. Gene Ontology annotation, molecular function: protein-macromolecule adaptor activity; protein binding. Bases 298 to 4506 code for a protein of 1402 amino acids. The record is from RefSeq and is a predicted model, not a curated record. The transcript has 24 exons. Gene Ontology annotation, cellular component: TORC1 complex; cytoplasm. Gene Ontology annotation, biological process: TOR signaling; cellular response to starvation; regulation of autophagy. NCBI's taxonomy places the organism in Eukaryota, Viridiplantae, Streptophyta, Magnoliopsida, Poales, Poaceae.